CGGUUGGAGCUGGGAGCCGCGUUCCCGUGCAGUGGAGCAGGUCCAUCUGCGCUGCACCGAGGGCUCCCUGGAAUGGAUGUACCCAGCACGACCCCUGCACGUCGUUCUGGAGCCCAGCCUCUCCAGUGCCCAGCACACCGCUGUCUGCGUCAAGCCCUCCAGUGACUUCCAGGGUGCCAGCAUCUAUGUGGAGCGUGCUGGGCAGCUGCAUCUGGGGGUAAGCGAGGCAGAAGGGGCUCGACCCCGCCACGUGUCUUGCGUCAGUGCCCAUGCGCCGCAACGAGUGGCCCUCUUCCUGCAGGCCAGCCCGCAGAGGGACGUCAGCCGCUGGACGGCCAGCUUCCAGUGCGAGCUGCUGAGCAACCAGAGCGCUGCCGGCUCCGACUACAAAAAGAUGGCACUGGUUGAAGCUAUGUGCCGUCCUUGUGACAAUGUGGAACUUCUUAUGGCCAUUUGCAGCAGUGAUCUAAUGGUGAAAGGAUCUAUCCAAAAUGUUUCUCAUGAUUCAGAGAACCACAUGCCACAGGUUGAUGUCAGCGUCUGGAAAGUCUACAGACAGAAAAACAGAAUUUUCUGGCAGGAUGAAGCAAGUGGUGAAUGGCGAGGCCCUAUACGAACCCUGCUACAAUGCAAGGUGAAGGAGGGAAGUGGAGAUUUCCUCUUCACUGGAAAUGAACGUUUUGGCAAAGCUUGGUUGGGCUGUGCUCCUCGGUUUAAAGAUUUCAUGUUCAUUUACUGGGCUGCCAGAGAAAGGGGAGCCAACCCAUGUGAGUUUCAGCUCAGCUGA
This is a messenger RNA of Pelecanus crispus (Dalmatian pelican), 787 nucleotides long. The record is from RefSeq and is a predicted model, not a curated record. Lineage: Eukaryota; Metazoa; Chordata; Aves; Pelecaniformes; Pelecanidae.